Tigriopus californicus is the source of this 1664-nucleotide messenger RNA. RefSeq names its product UNC93-like protein MFSD11. The transcript has a single exon. The record is from RefSeq and is a predicted model, not a curated record. NCBI's taxonomy places the organism in Eukaryota, Metazoa, Arthropoda, Copepoda, Harpacticoida, Harpacticidae. The coding region runs from base 179 to 1600 and encodes 473 amino acids.
GAAUGAGCAUCACAAAACCUCAAGGCUCGAAUCCACGGGACGUCAGCGCUAUGAAAGCAUUGAACGAAACAUAGAGCUGGGUCAUAUCAAAAGAGAGGCGUUUAUCUCCUUCAUUCAGAAAAACGAAAACCCAGCUCAAAAGAACCGCAAAGAGGCCUUGAUUAAGAAGGCCCAAGUAAUGAUGCGAUUGGCUCGUUGGAUCCACAACAUUUGCUUUCAUCCCACCAUGGACGUGACAACUACCAAAAAUUUGAACGUGGCUCUUUUGGGCCUGGCCUUCAUGCUCAUAUUCACUGCAUUCCAAACCAUGGGAAACAUUCAGACCACACUGCUCCAAUCGGCCGCCAAUCCAGAUUCUUCGGGUUUUGUCCCCGGGUUUCACGGCUCCGGUUACACCUCGUUAGCCAUCAUAUAUGCGGUCUUUGCCACGGCUAAUUGGGUCUCUCCACCCGUGGUAGCCUGGUUGGGCUCUCGAUUGACCAUGGUGGUGGGAGCUUUACUGUAUGCUGUGUUCAUCGCUCAAUUCUAUUGGCCCAAUGACAUUCUUCUAUACGGGUCUUCGGCCUUGAUCGGCUUGGGAGCGGCCAUUUUAUGGACCGCUCAGGGUAACUUCCUCACCUUGAACUCGGAUAGUGCCACCAUGACCCGGAAUUCUGGCGUGUUUUGGGCUAUGCUUAUGUCCAGCAAUCUGAUUGGCAAUACGUUUGUGUUCUUUCAAUUCCGAGGCUUGACUGACAUCGAUGAGCACACCCGCAGUGUGGUUGUCAUUGUGCUUUUAGUCAUUAGUUUGGCGGGUACGGCGGUUCUGUUCUUGUUGCGGAAGCCCAGUUGGACUUUGGACGGGCCUCAGGCUCCGGACACACCCACUCAAGCAUUCCAGAAGGCUUGGCGGUUGUUCCUGACGCCUCAAAUGCUUCUACUGUGCGUCACGUUUUUCUACACCGGAUUGGAGUUGACCUUUUGGAGUGGUGUGUAUGGUCCAAGUAUUGGAUUCACCAAGGCCUUUGGACUUCAGGCCAAGAGCUUGGUGGGACUUCAUGGCAUUCUGAUCGGUGCCGGUGAGAUUGUGGGCGGUCUUUUGUUCGGCAUUUUUGGCCAUGUGGUGGUGAAACGGGGACGCGAUCCCAUCAUCAUCCUGGGCUUCCUGACCCAUUGUAUUACCUUCUUCGGUAUCUUCUUAAAUUUGCCGAAUAGUGCGCCUUCAGGGAAUGCGGAUCAUGCCUCCGCCUACAUAGAGAGUAACGCCUACUUGGCUAUAGCUUGCAGCUUCUCUUUAGGAUUCGGAGAUGCUUGCUACAACACGCAAAUAUUUUCUAUUCUGGGCAGUGUGUAUUCGGAUAACUCAGCGGGUGCCUUUGCCCUCUUCAAGUUUGUCCAAUCGACUGGAGCAGCCCUGGCGUUCUUCUACUCGUAUGUGGCACCUUUGUAUUACCAAUUGCUUUUCUUAGUCAUUCUAUGUGUUCUGGGAACCCUCACAUUUCUGCGAGUCGAGCUAAACACCCGACGAGCCGCGGGAAGUAUUCCCGUUCCAACCGUUGACGAUAACGAGAGCUUUCAAGGAGACAUUGUGGAACAACCGGGGAAUCAGUUAGUGCAUUGAAUUGAAUUAACUAAUCACAAUAUGUUCUAUUUCAACGAAUACAAUAUUUUCCGUUUGACUAUGA